GCCCCUGCCUCUUCCCCUGCUCCUGCUGCCGCUGCUGCUGCUGCGCGCCGGCCCGGUGCGCGCCGACAGUAAGGUGUUCGGCGACAUGGACCAGGUGCGGAUGACCUCGGAGGGCUCCGACUGCCGCUGCAAGUGUAUCAUGCGGCCGCUGAGCAAGGACGCGUGCGGCCGGGUGCGCAGCGGGCGCGCGCGGGUGGAGGACUUCUACACCGUGGAGACGGUGAGCUCGGGGACCGACUGCCGCUGCUCCUGCACCGCGCCACCCUCCUCGCUCAACCCCUGCGAGAACGAGUGGAAGAUGGAGAAACUCAAGAAACAGGCACCCGAGCUCCUCAAGCUGCAGUCCAUGGUGGAUCUCCUGGAGGGCGCCUUGUACAGCAUGGACCUGAUGAAAGUGCACGCCUACGUCCACAAGGUGGCCUCCCAGAUGAACACGCUGGAAGAGAGCAUCAAAGCCAACCUGAGCCGGGAGAACGAGGUGGUGAGGGAGAGCAUGCGCCACGUCAGCGAGCAGCUGAAGCACUACGAGAACCACUCGGCCAUCAUGAUGAGCAUCAAGAAGGAGCUCUCCAGCCUGGGCCUCCAGCUGCUGCAGAAGGACGCAGCCUCAGCCCCUGCCGCCGCCCCGGCCACUGGCCCUGCUAGCAAGGCUCAGGACACAGCUGGAGGGAAAGGCAAAGACGCCCACAAAUAUGGCAGCGUGCAGAAGAGCUUUGUAGACAGGGGCCUCCCAAAACCUCCUAAGGAGAAGCUGCUGAAGGCGGAGAGGCUGAGGAAGGAAGGCAGCAAGAGCAGAUUCCCCCAGCCCACAGGCAAGCCCAGGGCCCUGGCCCAGCAGCAGGCUGUGGUCAGAGGCAUCACCUACUACAAGGCGGGCAGGAAGGAGGCGACAGAGGCCGUGGCUGACAAUGCCCUCAAGGGCACUUCCUGGCUGGAACAGCUGCCGCCCAGAGUGGAGGGCAGGCCACCAGAGCCCAACUCGGCGGAGCACGACGAGGCUGGGCCUAGGGCCUCAGAGGGAGCAGACCUGGCCCCUGGCACCCCCGCCUCGGACCCCACCCCCACCCCCACUCCCACCACCAGCCCCAUGUCCACCGAGCCACCUUCACGCCCAGAAGUCCCCAGCCAAGGCAGAGAGGGGAGCUGCGAGGGCACCCUCCGGGCCGUGGACCCCCCUGUGAGGCACCACAGCUACGGACGCCACGAGGGAGCCUGGAUGAAGGACCCCGCCGCAAAGGAUGACAGGAUCUAUGUCACCAACUACUACUACGGAAACAACCUGGUGGAAUUCCGCAACCUGGAAAACUUCAAGCAAGGCCGCUGGAGUAACAUGUACAAGCUGCCCUACAACUGGAUCGGCACGGGCCACGUGGUGUACCAGGGCGCCUUCUACUACAACCGCGCCUUCACCAAGAACAUCAUCAAGUACGACCUGCGGCAGCGCUUCGUGGCGUCCUGGGCGCUGCUGCCUGACGUGGUGUACGAGGACACCACGCCCUGGAAGUGGCGCGGCCACUCGGACAUCGACUUCGCCGUGGACGAGAGCGGCCUGUGGGUCAUCUACCCCGCUGUGGAUGACCGCGACGAGGCCCAGCCCGAGGUGAUCGUGCUGAGCCGCCUGGACCCCGGCGACCUCUCCGUGCACCGCGAGACCACGUGGAAGACACGGCUGCGGCGGAACUCCUACGGGAACUGCUUCCUGGUGUGCGGCAUCCUGUACGCCGUGGACACCUACAACCAGCGGGAGGGCCAGGUGGCCUACGCCUUCGACACCCACACGGGCACCGACGCCCGCCCGCAGCUGCCCUUCCUCAACGAGCACGCCUACACCACCCAGAUCGACUACAACCCCAAGGAGCGCGUGCUGUACGCCUGGGACAACGGCCACCAGCUCACCUACACCCUCCACUUCGUGCUCUGAGCUGGGACCUGCGCUCGCAGGAGGGGAGUGGUAGUGGACAUGGGGCUCCUCAUGGCGACUCCCGAGAGGGACUCUGUCAGCAAAUAUUUAUUGGGGGCCAGGCCCAGGGCUCGGUGCUGGGCAUGUGGCUGCCAGGAUAGAGCUUCCUCAGCACCCAGGGAAUGAUAAUCGCUUCCACUUGCAGGGCACUGUGCCCAGAGCUUCACGUGCACUAACCCACUUAAUCCUCCCACCACCACCCUUGGAGGUAGAGAUAGUUAAGCCCAUUCGACAGACGAGGAGACUGAGGCUCAGAGAAACGACAUCCCUUGCCCAAAUAGUCUCAGUUAGGAUCAGGCAGGCCAUG
Ceratotherium simum simum (southern white rhinoceros) is the source of this 2267-nucleotide messenger RNA. RefSeq names its product olfactomedin like 2A (gene OLFML2A). Gene Ontology annotation, biological process: signal transduction. Lineage: Eukaryota; Metazoa; Chordata; Mammalia; Perissodactyla; Rhinocerotidae. The record is from RefSeq and is a predicted model, not a curated record.